AUGACUUCGCGCGGUUCCCGUCAAUCCGCCAUUUUGCUCCUUCCCACAUACCACAUCUUACUCAUCGCGGGGGAGAGAAGGGGAGAGAGCGGCAAAGGCGAGGAGGAGGAUGAGGAGACAGAGCAUAGGGAGUUACGCGGAGAUCCCGAUGGGCUGGUGGCGCGGGGUGAAGGGGAUGGUGCGGCUGGGAGAAAGGCGGAUGCGGAGGAUGGUGGAGAGACGUUGGAGGAUGUGGUGGGGGAUAUGCUGCCCAGAUGGCUGCUGGACAGGGCGUGCGAGUUAGGGUUUGAGCGCCCCACAGAGACCCAAAGGCAGGCUCUGCCGGUGCUGCUCACCGGCCACGACGCCAUCCUUCACGCACAGACGGGGUCGGGCAAGACGGUGGCGUUUCUGCUGCCGCUGCUGGCAAGCAUCGACCCCUCGCGCAGGGCGCUGCAGGCCAUGGUGCUGCUGCCCUCGCGCGAGCUCGCCAUGCAGGUGCGCUGCCAUGCCAUGCAGGUGCGCUGCCAUGCCAUGCAGGUGCUCUGCCAUGCAGGGAGAAUUGGAGCUUCUGCAUCCAUGGGGACCUGGGUGAGAUUUCAAGGGAUUGAGAGUGAGUGCAUCCGUUACUUCCCCCCUUCUGCCGCCAAUACCUCUCCCUCCCCGUCUUCUCCCUCGCCCGUUCCGCUGGGGGUGGUGAAGGGGCGGGGGGAGGGGGAGGCGGAUGGGAGUGAGGACGAAGGGGAGGAGGGUGUGGAUGAGGGAAGUGGUGAGGGAGAGAUGGAGGGGACAGGAGAGGAAGAGGAGCAGCGGCGGAGAGGGAAGAAGGGGCGGAUGGGCAGGCAAGGAGGAAAGGGGAAGGGUGGGGAAUGGAAAAGGGCGAGUGGGAGGCAAGGAGGCAAGGCAGGCCGAGAGAGGGUGGGUGUGAUGGUGGUGGGUGGGGAUGGAGAGUCCAACAAGCCAACGAGGAGACAAAGUGUCUGGCUCAAGGCGGAGCCCCCGCAUGUGCUGGUGGGCACGCCGGGCGCCAUUCUCGCCCUGCACCGCCGCCACCCCCUCGCCCUGCACUCCCUGCGCUUCCUCGUCGUCGAUGAGGUGGAUGCAGUGUCGGUGUCAUCCAAGCUGUCCGGAUGGCAGUCCCUCCACAAGCUCAUCUCGCUCUGCCCGCCGCCAUGCCAACACGCACUCGCAGGGCAAGCAGGGGCCGGUGGUGUUGAGAGGAAGGGGGAGCGCAAGGGCGGUGGAGGGGAGAGGCAGACGGUGCUGGCGACGGCGACGGUGCCUCAAGCGAAGAGGUUCAUACGCGAUGUGAUUCACUGCAAGUGGGUCAACGAGGCAGUGGUGUAUCUGCACGUGCACUCCACCAUGCCACCAGGGCUCAUCCACCGAUAUGCCACGUGCUCAUCCCCGUCCAAGAAGCUUCCUCUGCUAUUGGACCUGCUACAGGUGGAUCGUCCCACUGCUGCCAUGGUGUUUGUCCGGCAACUGAGUGACAAGGAGCGCAGUGCAGGCAAGGAGAGUCCGUGCCGUGUCGUUGCAUCCUUCCUCUCCUCUCACCUCACCUCCACUGCCAGCCAGCCAUUCACCAACGAUUCUACUGUUAAUGAUGGUGCUAAGGUGGAGGAGGAGGAGGUGGAGGGGGUUACCAUGUCAGGGCAUGGCACAGAGUCUGCGAGUGGUCGGGGGCAUGGCACCAAUGGGGGAGAGCCUCUGGUGUGGUGUUUGGAGGAGGAGGGAAAUGUGCAUGCUCGCACCAAUGCUCUAGAGGAGUUCCGGUCGUCGUCAGCUCCGCAUCGCGUCAUGGUAACCACUGACUUUGCAUCGCGAGGCCUUGAUAUUCCCGCUGUCUCGCACGUCUACAGCGCUGACUUGCCGGGGGACACUGUUGUUUACACGCACCGUGCUGGCCGCACAGGAAGGGACCCGUUUGGGGGACAAGGAGGGGUUGUGACAUCACUAGUAGGGAGGUCGGAAGUUUUUGCUGUGGAACGAAUUGCCAAUGAGCUGAACCUUACCUUUGAAGUGGUAUGUGAUUCUUGA
Molecule: messenger RNA, 2019 nt
Organism: Closterium sp. Yama58-4
Lineage: Eukaryota; Viridiplantae; Streptophyta; Zygnematophyceae; Desmidiales; Closteriaceae
Source: the annotation of a GenBank genome assembly